CAAGAUUCUCGAAGCAAGUGAGGAGUUGGUAAACACUGCCUUCGUCUGAUCUUUUGAAACACCAGGAAACUGUAGAGGUGAAAAAAAUUUUGGUGCCCCAGUCUUAUCUUGCAUGCAAAUUAACAUCUAUAUUAGUCCAGUCAUCCAGAGGUUUGGAGUGCUUUGUCUUCAGUGUGCCAAGGAUGAACAACUGCACUUCACCUUCAGCGGGUGAGGUGGCGUAUGUGUCAAAUUGAUGACUGACCAUAGGAGUAGCAGGAUACAAGACAGCAAAAGUAAACUGAGGAUCAGGGCAGACAGAACUAAGGUGAAAGGAUGAGGCCAGAAUAUCUGUGGAACUGCUAGUCUCCAGCAGGAACCAUUUGGUUCUAGAGUGCCAGCACCAUGCGGUGUUUCCUGAGGCGUUCACUUACACUGGCCAUUUUCCUCCUAGUGUUCCUGCUUGUCAUAAAUCUGGUUUCAUGGCCCCGAGAGGAUCCUGAGAUGAAAGAGAUACAGCAGUGGGCUCAGGAUUUGGGAAUGUACCAACUUCAUGCUGAUUGGAACCGACAAAGUCUUCAACAGCUAAGCAAUGCCACCAACUUUCUGAACGUCUCCUAUCGUUCUCUUGCUGGCACUCCCCCAACCCAAAAGAGAUUCCUCACGGUGGGCCUAUGUUCUGUCAAGCGGAAACGUGGGAACUACCUCUUGGAAACCCUCAAAUCAGUCUUUGAACAGUCUGCGCAGGAAGAGCUGAGAGAGAUGGUGGUGGUGGUACACUUAGCUGAUCCAGAUGAGAACUGGAAUGCUCAAGUGGUGGAGAAAAUUACCAAAAGGUUUGCUCGACAGCUUUUGCUGGGCCACCUGUUGGUUGUCCACGCUCCUUUUGAGUACUACCCUCCCCUGGAAGGCCUAAAGAGAAACUUUAACGAUGCGGAAGACCGUGUCCAGUUUAGAUCCAAGCAAAAUGUGGAUUACGCCUACCUCAUGAACUUUGCUGCCAACCUCUCCACCUACUACCUCAUGAUAGAAGAUGAUGUCCACUGUUCCAAAUCCUUCUUCAGAACUAUCCGGAAUAGGUUAGUGUCCCUUGAGGGCUCCUACUGGGUCACCGUGGAGUUCUCGAAGCUUGGCUACAUUGGCAAGCUGUACCAUUCCAGUGAUCUCCCUCGGCUUGCUCAGUUCCUUCUGCUUUUUUACCAAGAGAUGCCAUGCGACUGGCUUUUUGUGCAUUUCCGCCUCCUGCUCACCCAAAAAGAGGUCAUUCGUUUCAAGCCAUCUCUUUUCCAGCACAUGGGCCACUUCUCUUCCUUCCAAGGCAUGGCAAACAGGCUGAAAGAUGAGGACUUUGAAGAGGACCUCUCUAGAUUCCCUGACAACCCCCCUGCAGACAUGGUGACAGAUAUUGUGACAUUUGAGAAUUACCUGCCCAAUAAGGCAUACAGCAAUAUGGCAGACUAUUUCUGGGGCAAGGCCCCUUCUGCUGGCAACACAUUCACCAUUGUGUUUAAGAAGGCUGCUCACAUCUCCCGCAUUCAGAUCCAUACAGGGUCUGAGCAGCGCCCAGGGGACUAUCUCCGGGCUGGACUUGUGGAGUUGGGCACCCAGAAGGACAAGCUGCAGUGUGUCACGUACGUUCCCGUAGGACACUUUGAGCAUGGAGACUUUGACGGACAGAACCUGGAGAGCAGCACAGCCUCUGCCCCCGAGUGUGUGCGCAUCACAGUGACUAAGAGUCAGGCUGAAUGGCUGAUCAUAAGCAGCAUCAACAUAUGGCUAAAGCCUGGGUCUCAAUAAGUUUCACGCUGGAUGAUCAGAGUCCUUCGCAGAUUCAAAAUGCUGCUUGUGUUCCGUUUUUGUUCUGCUGUAAGAAUAGAGAGGGCAGAAGGAAAAACAGAUUCUGUAUCCUCAUGGAAACGGCUCCACUAGCAAGUGCAAAGAUGUAUGUACACAUCUCUUCACCAAGCAUUUGACCAUGGGAAGCCCACCAUCAGGGCAUGAGUGUAAUUGCAUUCUCCGUCUUACAAUCCCCAGGAACUGAUAUACAGGAGCAGAUAGUUUCUGAUACUGGGCAUGACACAUUGUCAUCCUGACCAAUAGCCACUGAUGGCUCAAGCUCCCUUCACUAAAGUAUUUGUCCCCCUUUUAAAACCAUCAAAGCAGGUUGCCAUCGCUGUAUCUUGUGGCGGUGAAUCUCCCAGUUUAACUAUGCAUUAUGUGAAGAAAUACUCCUUUUUAUUUGUCCUGAGUCCCCCACCAUUCAGAUUCAUUGGAUGACUCCAAAUACUAAUAUUAUGACAGAAAGGGGCAGGAGGGGAGCUGCCUAGCCAUUUUUUCCACACCAAGUUUUUUAUGAAUUUCUAGCAUAAAUCUCCCUUUGAUUGCAUUUUUUUGCUAAGAUAAGCAAGCCCCAAACAUUGUAAUCUUCUUUCAUAGAGCUGUUGCUUCAUCCCUUGAUCAUUUCGUUGCCCUUUUCUGCAACAUUUCCAGGUCUGCAAUAUCCUUUUUUCAGAUCCAGCUACCAGAACUGUACUUAGCAUUCCAGCUGUGGUUGCACUAUAGGUUUAUAUAAGGUUGGUAUGAUAUUGGCACUUCUAUUUUUAGUUCCUCUAUUUACUAUUCCUACUGCUGGUGUGCACUGGACUGACAUUUUCACUAAGCUGCUCCAACAACCCCAAGAUCCUUUGGAGUCAUAAUGAGUGGCUGUGUAAUUUGCAAAAUAAGUACUUGUGAUCUUUCCCAAAGCACUAGAAGCUCCCUUGAAGUAUUCUCCACUAAUGUGCCCAACUGAUAAUGUCUUCAGCUGAUCAGGGAGACCUACAUGGAUCUUUUCUGUCACUAGGCUUGGGAUAGUUUGUGUCCACCCUCCUUGGCAUGCUUCGAUUAAUAUUGCUAUCUUUUAAUGGGAUUGGAGAAGUACGUGAGUUGGAUGUAGGAACAGAAUUGCAAGCCCAUCUUGUAGCCCUGCAGACAUUCUGCCAAAAUUCCCACUGGCUGUCUGGUAUCCAUAUCUACUGCCCCUAGAUGAGCAGUCCUUUCACAGCUUCUCCAAAAUGCUAUCUGUGAAGGUGGAUGAAGGACCAUCACUUCUCUACUUCUAACACCGCUCACUGUGUCAAUUUUCGUCUAUAUCUCUCAGGUGCUUGCAUCCUAUAGCACAAAGCCAAGGGUACACAAAAGAAGUCACUUGUGGACUUCUGUUCAGCAAAACAGCAUGAAGCCCAUUUUUACAAAAAUAUGUUUUUCACUGAAGCUGCUGGAUCAGCUUCUUGCCCUUUCCUUUCUGGAUGAUUUAGAGAGGUUUCUCUACAGCAAAACAUACAAAUUGAUAUUUCUUAUCUGGAAUUACAAUUUGCCAGAAAAACUUGCCUGGAGGGAAAGAAGAACAAACUAUCUGCUGAGACUCUUAGUCUGGGGUAAGAUGAAACAUUCUACUCUAGACUGAGUGUAUGUUCUCUAACCUGCAUGCCUUUUUACCUGGGCCUGUGCUAGGGAUAUUCCUGUGGGUUAAAAGCUUGGUUUUCUUCAAUGGGAGCAUUAGUCUGACUCCUUACACCAGCUUCCUCUGGCCAAGGCCUAAAGGGGAAGCUUGCCACAGGGUGGGCCUGUCACCUGUAGGUUUUCACCAGAAGGUUGACACCGAAAAGAUCCACCUCUUUAGGAAAGUCUUUUUAUGAAUGAAGAAAGGUGAGGGCCAUUCUACCUGUGUGAGAGAAUGGAAGAAGGAAUGGUGGCAAUUUAUACUGUGUAUCAGCUUCCCUGAUUCGGGGAUGGAGGUGGGUCAUUGUUACCAGAGCUUCAGUUUU
This is a messenger RNA of Pogona vitticeps (central bearded dragon), 3785 nucleotides long. The record is from RefSeq and is a predicted model, not a curated record. Lineage: Eukaryota; Metazoa; Chordata; Lepidosauria; Squamata; Agamidae.